This is a messenger RNA of Dunckerocampus dactyliophorus (ringed pipefish), 2557 nucleotides long. RefSeq names its product TBC1 domain family, member 13 (gene tbc1d13). The transcript is spliced from 12 exons. Gene Ontology annotation, molecular function: GTPase activator activity. The coding region runs from base 380 to 1354 and encodes 324 amino acids. Gene Ontology annotation, biological process: activation of GTPase activity; intracellular protein transport. Lineage: Eukaryota; Metazoa; Chordata; Actinopteri; Syngnathiformes; Syngnathidae. The record is from RefSeq and is a predicted model, not a curated record.
CACACCUGCGUACCUAGGGGAGGAGUUCCUGGCACAUCUGUGUUCAAUCAACGUUGGACUAUUUAGCUCUCGCCCUGAUGCUUGGUCUUUGCCAGAUUGUCUUCUCAUGUUCCGUUACCAUGCUCUCGUCCUGAUGUUCUUGUUACCUUUGAUUCCUGGCCAUGUUUAGUUCUCGAUACAGGACUUCAAAGUUGCUUUGAGUGAAGGAAAUAUCAACUUGAAGACACUAAGAGAACUGUGCUUCAAUGGUAUCCCGUUUGAAGGAGGCAUACGGGCACUUUGCUGGAAGAUCCUUCUUAAUUACCUUCCUCUUGACCAGACAAGAUGGGAGUCUUUCCUCAAAAAGGAAAGGGAGGUGUAUUCCCAGUUUCUGAAAGAAAUGAUCAUCCAGCCUGGCAUCGCCAAAGCCAACCUGGGCCUAUCCAGAGAAGAUGUUACAAUGGAAGACCAUCCUCUAAAUCCCAAUCCAGACAGCAGGUGGAAUAAUUACUUCAAAGAUAAUGAAAUUCUACUACAAAUUGAUAAAGAUGUAAGGAGGCUGUAUCCAGACAUGGCCUUUUUUCAGCGUCCUACGGACUACCCUUGCCAACUUAUCUUAGACCCUCAGAAUGAUUACGAGACGCUGCGUCGGCGAGUGGAGCAAACCACCCUGAAAGCACAAACUGUUAAUCGGAACCGCAGUGGAGUAACCAAUGUCAGCUCCCCUGGAAAGGCAUUGAACCUGUAUCCAUCCAAUGAAUACGAGGUGUUGCCCAGCGGCAGUGAAGCACAUUGGGAGGUGGUGGAGCGCAUCCUCUUCAUCUACGCCAAACUCAAUCCAGGGAUUGCCUAUGUCCAGGGCAUGAAUGAAAUAGUUGGUCCAAUUUACUAUACAUUCGCCACAGACCCAAACAGCCAGUGGAAAGAGCAUGCAGAGGCCGACACGUUCUUCUGCUUCACCAACCUAAUGUCGGAGAACAGAGACAACUUCAUCAAGAGCCUGGACGACUCGCAGUGCGGCAUAACGUACAAAAUGGAGAGUGUGUACUCCAUGCUCAAAGAGAAAGAUCUGGAGCUCUAUCUCAAGCUGCUAGAACAGAAUAUCAAACCUCAGUACUUCACCUUCCGCUGGCUGACCCUGUUGUUGUCACAAGAGUUCCUCCUGCCAGAUGUUAUCCGCAUCUGGGACACCCUGUUCUCUGACCAGGACCGCUUCCACUUCCUCAUCCUGGUCUGCUGCGCCAUGCUCAUACUGAUCCGAGACAACCUUCUGGCAGGAGACUUCACAGUAAAUAUGAGAUUACUGCAGGAUUAUCCCAUCUCAGAUGUCCACACCAUCUUGACCAAGGCCAAAGAACUGCAGGAUAGCUCAUAAUCUGUUCCACCUGUUGCCUCCACUCAUAUGUGGUGAGUGCGAGGGCACACGUUGAACAAAACAUUGUCUGUUUUCAGGACCUCAGCGCACGUGUUGGGAAAAACCCAGCGUAUUGACUUUUAACAGGACAUCUGAUGUUUGGUCAGUGGGAAAGGCCAAAGAGAACUUGAAUGAAGGCACAUUGUGGUGAGCAGGAAGUGCGUCUUAGUGCAUUAUGGGAAAAGGAGUCCCUGUGGUCAUUUUCUGCGACAGUUCAAUUGGUAAGUUAUGAAAACAUUCCAGAGCCAAGCUUUUAUCCAAACACUGAAACGGCAUUUGGAAGCAUAAUAAAUGAGUUGUUUUGCCCCUUUCCUUAGUUUUUGGCUGUCGUGCUCUUUUUAAACGUUUGAAUGUUUCAAUAUAAGACAUUACUACAAGUAUUUGAAAGAUAAUCAUGAAGUGAGGGGAGUGGCAUUGUGUAUUAUGAAUAAUCAUUGGAACAUCAUUGCUACUUCAGUAUUGUGCCUUUCGACCCACGAGGAAUUGAAAUACAUUUUAUUAUGACAGAAUGAAAGGAACAGCAAAGGUGUCACUACAGUGUACUGUAUAGUUUUCCUGGAUGCAACUUGUGAUACACUACAUACACUGAUCAUGGGCACGCAUGUCCUUCAUUUCUUGGAACACUUCCUUUUCACAGGGGGAAUGAUUAUACCAGGGGUGUUCAAACUUUAUCCAGCGAGGGCCACGUAGUGGAAAACGAAAGGAUGCAAGGGCUGCUUUGAUAUUAUGUAAAGGAGCACAUGUUGAUAUGCUAUCUGGUUAUAUAUGUUUCAAGAAAAAACUACAUCAGCUCUGAUAUAGGUGGAAAGGUGUAUUAGUAGUAUGAACUUUGCCUUUCUUUCCCAAUUAUUUUUUUUAUUUUCCCAAUAUUUCAACCUUUUUUUGUAAUAUUUUGACAUUAUUCCCAUAAUAUUGUCUUUUUCCCCAACCUCAUUUUCCAAUAAUGACAACUCAGUUUUGUUUUGUUUGUUACUCAUAUUGUUACAGCUGUUGAAAGUUUCUUCUUGUAAAAUUGUGACUUGGUUUCUCGUUACAAUAUGGCAUUUUUCUAUUCAUAUUUUAACUUAAGUUUCAUAAAAUUACAGCAUUUUUUUCCAUUUCUGCUGUUGUUUUCAACUUUUUCUUGUAAAUGUUCUUCUCUUAUUUAUGACUCUAUUCCCGUAA